Molecule: messenger RNA, 2771 nt
Organism: Sinocyclocheilus anshuiensis
Lineage: Eukaryota; Metazoa; Chordata; Actinopteri; Cypriniformes; Cyprinidae
Product: anaphase-promoting complex subunit 5-like
Exons: 14
Coding region: 322-2454 (710 amino acids)
Biological process (GO): positive regulation of mitotic metaphase/anaphase transition; response to oxidative stress; anaphase-promoting complex-dependent catabolic process
Cellular component (GO): anaphase-promoting complex
Molecular function (GO): glutathione peroxidase activity; protein binding
Source: RefSeq, a predicted model, not a curated record
ACCCGCCAAUAAAGCCACAGAAGAAGAAGAAGAAGGUUGUUAGCAAAUGAUCCAUAUGAAUAUGUUCAUUAUGAUUACUAACCUAACGCAUCAAACAUAGUGGCUAUUAUUAUAGAUUUCCACAUGUAUGAACGGUUUCAAAUUGCCAUUAUUGUACCUGAAACGCCAUUUAUGUUUUAUCAUAUUAUCAGUAUAAUGUAGGCUAGAUUAUUUUAUCUUAUGCUAUAACAGCGUAGUUAUUGUCGUUAUGAAAUUAUAGAAUUUACUGCACCGAUAUACUUCCUUUUGCUGUAUCUUGAGGAAUAUAAGUCCAGAGAGGCCAUGGCCAGUGUGCAUGAAAGUUUGUAUUUCAACCCCAUGAUGACAAAUGGGGUUGUUCAUGCCAAUGUCUUCAGUAUAAAGGACUGGGUGACUCCAUACAAGAUCGCAGUAUUAUCUUUACUCUAUGAGAUGUCCACAACCAAACCAAUGGCGCUUCUAGACAGAAGACGCCUGAACAAACUCAUCCUACCUAUACAACAGGGUCCAGAUUUGACUCUAGAGCAGUUUCUGAAGAUAGUAGAGGAGUGCUGUCUUCGCAUGGUCAAUGCUGUGAAACUCAGGUUGUUUUUAAUGGCUGAUGGAGAAUUGCAGGAUAUGGAGCACUUUUUUACCAUGCUGCCCAAUGCUUUCAGUGACUCAGAGGCCUUCAAAACUAGUGUUGUUGGUCUGUUCAUGCGUCAGAUGCUGCUGGCCUACAAUAAACUGUCCUUCAGUCAGGUGUAUAAGCUGUACAAGUCCCUGCAGCAGUACUGCCGUCGUGGCAAUCAGCCCGAACUCUCCGCUGAAGACAUGGAGCUGACGAGCAAUGAGGAUCCCAGCGCUGACCGCAUAGACAAAGACGAGCUGGACACAGCAUCUUUACACCAGUCCGAGCUGAGAUCUGAUGAGACCCGGGGUCCUUUAUCUCAGAAACAAGCAGAAUACUUCCUUGCACGACAGGCAUACCUCCUUAAGAACGAUGAAAACAAGGCCAUGUCACCAGCUAAGCUACAGGACGAGCUUAACAACAUUCUCAAAUUCAAUCCUGACUUUGCUGAAGCUCAUUACCUCAGCUAUCUGAACAGCAUGCGAGUGCAGGAUAUCUACAUCUCCACUCACAGCCUCCUGCACUACUUUGACCGCCUCAUUCUUUCUGGUGGAGAGGGGAAGAGCAACGGAGAUGAAGGCUAUGGCCGCAGUUUGCGCUACGCUGUCCUGAAUCUGGCAACCUUGCACUGUCGCUUCGGACACUAUCAACAGGCUGAUUUGGCUCUGCAGGAAUCAAUCCGCAUUGCACAGGAAGCAAAUGACCACGUGUGUCUUCAACACUGUCUGAGUUGGCUCUACACACUGGAACAGAUGAAAGGAUCUGAUAGUGUGGUAUUAACUGAAGACUCUGUGAAAAUUGCAGCUCACUUUUGUCUCCCUUAUUUGGCUUCUCUAGGCAUUCAGUCUCUGGUCCAGCAGGGAGCAAAACAAGGCAUGCCGGCCAACAAGCUGCUGGACGCCCUGCGAGGAACCGACAUCAUGCACUGGAAGCAAAGCCUCUCUGAGCUGAUAGAAAUCAGCCUGGCACAGACCACCUCUAUAUGGAGGAUGUAUGGAAAAAGCACUAUGGCACGGCAGCAGGCUCAGCUCCUGUUGAACAUGAACAGUCUGGAGCCAGUGAACUUUGGUGUGCAGCAGAACAACACUGAGGCCUUUGCUGUCACUCUCUGCCAUCUGGCUGAACUCCAUGCUGAGCAGAGAACCAUACCUGAAGUUUUUCACCCGGAUUUCUCCACAUAUUUCUCCUCCAUCAUGGAGGCUCUCGGGGGAUACCCCACCAAACCAUCUGCUUCUAGAGCAGGACUGAUCAAGGUCUUAGUGAGUGUGGCCGUGUGCAUGGGCUCACUGUACCUACUGCAGAGUAAACUGUCAAAGUCGCGAAAAGCCAAAGAUUUCUACUCGUAUGAAGUGAAGGACGCGAGAGGCAGGACCGCCUCACUGGAGAAGUAUCGGGGGAAAGUCUCUCUGGUUGUAAACAUGGCGAGUGGAAGCGAGUUAACGGAGCAGAAUUACCGGGCUCUGCAGGAGCUUCACCGAGAGCUCGGCACGUCUCAUUUUAACGUGCUCGCCUUUCCCUGCUCGCAAUACGGUGACACCGAAUCAGGUACCAGCCGAGAAAUCGAGGGUUUCGCCAAAUCCUACUACGGUGUGACGUUCCCCAUCUUCAGCAAGAUCAAAAUAAUGGGGUCGGAGACGGAGCCCGCAUUCAGGUUCAUCACAGAUUCAAUACAGAGAAUCCCAAAAUGGAAUUUCUGGAAGUUUCUUGUGAGUCCUGAGGGCCAGGUGGUGCGUUUCUGGAAGCCGGAGGAGCCCAUAGAUGAAAUCCGAAAGGAAGCCACAGCGCUUGUGCGGAAUAUCAUAUUGAAGAAGAGACAGGAACUAUGAUGUGCACAAACUCCUUUAGAGACUCAGUCAUUGUGCACCUUUAAGUGUGUAUAGAUCUUCUGUGUUAUUUUGGUAAAUGUGAAUGAAACUGGCAUAAGAUUCAUCAGUAAGGCCUGUCUUUGUGUGCUUGUAUGUGUGUGUUAACGUUAAUAAAUAAUUUGAAUUUUUGUGAAAGGAAAUGUGAUUUUGAAAAACAAUAUACCUUUUAAAAUGUCUUUUAACAAUCAAACUGGAAUAUUUAAAGAUGCAACCCUGCAAAUGUUUCAAACCACUUUUCUGGCAUGUGACAAGAAAACCACUGAACAAUCAAGAUUGUA